AUGAGUGCGAAAUGCCGGCCAGACUCGCCGAUGCACCAUUCUCUCUACACAUUGGACGUUGACGUGGACGUGGACGUGGACAUGGACGUGGACGUGGACAUGGACGUGGACAUGGACGUGGACGUGGACAUGGACGUGGACGUGGACAUGGACGUGGACGUGGACGUGGACGUGGACGUGGACGUGGACGUGGACGUUGAAGUGGACGUGGACGUGGACGUGGACAUGGACGUGGUCGUGGAUGUGGACGUGGACGUGGAGGUGGACGUGGAUCUGGAGGACGUGGACAUGGACGUGGACGUGGAGGACGUGGACAUGGACGUGGACGUCGUCGAUGUGGACAUGGACGUGGACGUGGACGUGGACGUGGACGUGGAGGACUUGGACGAGGACAUGGACGUGGAUGUGGACGUGGAUGUGGACGUGGACGAAGACAUGGUCGUGGACGUGGACGUGGACGUGGACGUGGACGAAGACAUGGUCGUGGACGUGGACGUGGACGUGGACGUGGACGAAGACAUGGUCGUGGACGUGGACGUGAUCGUGGACGUGGACGUCGACGUGGACGUGGACGUGAUCGUGGACGUGGACGUGGACGUGGACGUGGACGUGGACCUGGACAUGGACGUGGAUGUGGACGUAAACAUGGACGUGGACCUCGACGUGGACCUGGACGUGGACGUAAACGUGGACGUGGACGUGGACGUGGACCUGGUUGUGGACGUGGUUGUGGACGUGGACGUGGACGUGGACGUGGAUGUGGACGUGGACGUGGACGUGGAGGUGGACUUGGACGUGGACAUGGACGUGGACGUGGACGUGGAGGUGGACGUGGAGGUGGACGUGGACGUGGACGUGGACGUGGAGGUGGACGUGGACUCAGAGGUGGACGUGGACGUGGACGUGGACGUGGACGUGGACUUGGACGUGGACGUGGACGUGGACGUGGACGUGGACGUGGACGUGGACGUGGACGUGGACCUGGACGUGGACGUGGACGUGGACGUGGACGUGGACGUGGACGUGGACGUGUACGUGGACGUGGACGUGGACAUGGACGUGGAUGUGGACGUGGACCUGGACGUGGACGUGGACGUGGACGUGGACGUGGACAUGGAUGGACAUGGACACGUGGACGUGGACGUAGACGUGGACGUGGACAUGGACGUGGACGUGGACGUGGACGUGGACGUAGACGUGGACGUGGACGUAGACGUAGACGUGGACGUGGACGUUGACGUAGACGUGGACGUGGACGUGGACAUGGACGUGGACGUGGACGUGGACGUGGACGUGGACGACAUGGACGUGGACGUGGACGUGGACGUGGACGUGGACGUGGACCGCGUCCGCGUCCGCAGACGUGGACGUGGACGUGGCACGGUCGUGGACGUGGACGUGGACGUGGACGUGGACGUGGACGUGGACGUGGACAUGGACGUGGACGUGGACGUGGACGCGGUCGUGGACGUGGACGUGGACGUGGACGUGGACGUGGAAGUGGACGUGGACGUGGACGUGGACGUGGACGUGGACGUGGAUGUGGACGUGGAGAUGGACGUGGACGUGGACGUGGACGUGGACGUGGACGUGGAGAUGGACGUGGACGUGGACGUGGACAUGGACGUGGACAUGGACGUGGACGUGGACGUGGACGUGGACGUGGACAUAGACGUGGACGUGGACGUGGACGUGGACGUGGACGUGGACGUGGACGUGGACAUGGUCGUGGACGUGGACGUGGACAUGGACGUGGACGUGGACGUGGAUGUGGACAUGGACAUGGACGUGGACGUGGACGUUGACGUGGUGGACUUGGACGUGGACAUGGACGUGGACGUGGACGUGGACGUGGACGUGGAGGACGUGGACAUGGACGUGGACGUGGACAUGGACGUGGACAUGGACGUGGACGUGGACGUGGACAUGGUCGUGGACGUGGACGUGGACGUGGACGUGGACAUGGACGUGGACAUGGUCGUGGACGUGGACGUGGACGUGGACGUGGACAUGGACGUGGACGUGGACAUGAAGGACAUGGACGUGGACGUGGACGUGGACGACUUGGACGUGGACAUGGACGUGGACGUCGACGUGGACGUGGACGUGGACGUGGACGUGGAUGUGGACGUGGACGUGGACGUGGACGUGCACAUGGACGUGGACAUGGACGUGGACGUGGACGUGGACAUGGACGUGGACGUGGACGUGGACGUGGACGUGGACGUGGACAUGGACGUGGACGUGGACGUGGACAUGGACGUGGACGUGGACGUGGAAGUGGACGUGGACGCGGACGUGGACAUGGACAUAGACGUGGACGUGGACGUGGACGUGGACAUGGACGUGGACGUGGACUUGGACGUGGACGUGGACAUGGACGUGGACGUGGACGUGGACGUGGACAUAGACGUGGACGUGGACGUGGACGUGGACGUGGACCUGGACGUGGACGUGGACGUGGACGUGGACGUGGACAUGGACGUGGACGUGGACGUGGACGUGGACGUGGACGUGGACAUAGACGUGGACGUGGACGUGGACGUGGACGUGGACAUGGACGUGGACGUGGACGUGGACGUGGACAGGGACGUGGACGUAGACGUGGACGUGGACGUGGACAUGGACGUGGACGUGGACGUGGACGUGGACGUGGACGUGGACAUGGACAUGGACGUGGACGUGGACGUGGACAUGGACGUGGACGUGGAUGUGGACGUGGACUUGGACGUGGACGUGGACGUGGACGUGGACAUGGACAUGGACGUGGACGUGGACGUGGACGUGGACAUGGACGUGGACGUGGACGUGGACAUGGACGUGGACGUGGACAUGGACGUGGACGUGGACGUGGACGUGGACGUGGACAUGGACGUGGACGUGGACAUGGACGUGGACGUGGACAUGGACGUGGACGUGGACGUGGACGUGGACGUGGACAUGGACGUGGACGUGGACGUGGACGUGGACGUGGACAUGGACGUGGACGUGGACAUGGACGUGGACGUGGACGUGGACGUGGACAUGGACGUGGACGUGGACAUGAACGUGGAGAUGGACGUGGACGCGGACAUGGACAUGGACAUGGACGUGGAUGUGGACAUGGACGUGGACGUGGACAUGGACAUGGACGUGGACGUGGACAUGGACAUGGACGUGGACGUGGACGUGGACGUGGACAUAGACGUGGACGUGGACGUGGACGUGGACAUGGACAUGGACGUGGACGUGGACGUGGACGUGGACUUGGACGUGGACGUGGACGUGGACGUGGACAUGGACAUGGACGUGGACGUGGACGUGGACAUGGACGUAGACCUGGACAUAGACAUGGACGUGGACGUGGACGUGGACGUGGACCUGGACGUGGACGUGGACCUGGACGUAGACCUAGACGUGGACGUGGACAUGGACGUGGACGUGGACGUGGACGUGGACGUGGACAUAGACGUGGACGUGGACGUGGACGUGGACAUGGACGUGGACGUGGACGUGGACGGGGACGUGGACGUGGACGUGGACGUGGACGUGGACAUGGACGUGGACGUGGACGUGGACGUGGACGUAGACGUGGACAUGGACGUGGACGUGGACAUAGACGUGGACGUGGACGUGGACGUGGACGUAGACGUGGACGUGGACGUGUAG
Closterium sp. NIES-65 is the source of this 3648-nucleotide messenger RNA. NCBI's taxonomy places the organism in Eukaryota, Viridiplantae, Streptophyta, Zygnematophyceae, Desmidiales, Closteriaceae. The record is from the annotation of a GenBank genome assembly.